CCUUUAAAAUGUCUCAAAAGAGACAACACAGAUCCUCAAAAUGAAACACACACGGCGCGGUAGUUGUAUUUGCCAGCGACAUGAUUGGUGUCCGUGCAGUCAGUGUUCCAGCGGAGGGACGCAGCAGCAGGCACCUGACUGCCGAGCAUCUCUUUUGCAAAGUUCUUCGCACGUCAGGCUCCUCCCUGCUUCCUGCAGCCAAUCGACAUAUGAUAAGAUUUAAGAUUCGCCACAAGAGGAGAGAGUCCAUGCAGAGUGAGGCAACUUGUCUGCUCAAAGAGAUGAAUCUGGAGGAGCACAACGGCCCGGCAGCGGGCUGCUGCAACGGCAAACUGAGGCAGUGGCUGAUCGAUCAGAUUAAUAGCAAGAAAUACCCCGGCCUGGUUUGGGAAAACCACGAGAAAACCAUCUUCAGGAUUCCGUGGAAGCACGCGGGCAAGCAGGACUAUAACCGAGAGGAGGAUGCUGCGCUCUUCAAGGCGUGGGCUUUGUUCAAGGGGAAAUAUAAAGAAGGCGUGGACAAGCCAGACCACACCACGUGGAAAACCAGGCUUCGCUGCGCCCUCAACAAAAGUAACGACUUUGAUGAGCUGACACACAGAACCCAGCUGGACAUCUUGGAACCUUACAAAGUCUACAGGAUCAUUCCAGAAGCGGCCAAAAGAGGAACGAAGAUGAGCGCCAGUACAGAAGGUGCAUCCCGUUCCUUUGAUAUGAUUCCUCCCUAUUCAACACUGCUCAGCCAGGAGAUAAGAGACUGGAGAGAUUGCAAACGUCCCGAACAACACCCCGUCGCUCCUGUACGUCACUGCGGAUCGCACGCAGAGUUCCCAUAUUCUCAAUUCUCGUCGGCGAUCGGCCGAGCUUGGCCUGAGCCGCAGUCAGAAAACGGCUUUCCGUUCCCCUUCCACCCCUGCAUGUCGGAGGCCCAACAACCUUUGUAUACGACGGACGACAGCAGUAUGAUAACAGAUUUCAGCCUGCAUGUGUCCCUAUUCUACAGAGAGUCUUUGGUGAAGGAGGUGACCACCAGCAGCCCCGAAGGUUGUCGCAUCACCCCUCAUUCCUCCUCCUCCCCCUCGCCGCCAUCCACUUCCCCGUGCCCCCCGGAGAUUCACAGCGGGGCGGAUAUCGUUCUCUUUCCGUUGCCGUUCCCCGAGUCUCAAAGGCAGGGCGCCGAGAGGCUUCCUGAUAUCCUGGAGCGGGGAGUGAUGCUGUGGAUGACGCCCGACGGCCUUUACGCCCGGCGCCUUUGCCGAGGCCGCGUGUUCUGGGAGGGACCCCUUGCUCCCUAUGUGGAUAAACCCAAUAAACUGGAGAAAGAUAUGCCGUGUAAACUCUUUGAUACCCAGCAAUUUCUGAAUGAGCUUCAAGAUUUUGCCCACAAUGGACGACGUGUGCCGAAACACCAGGUGGUUCUUUGUUUUGGAGACGAGUACCCCAACCCACAGCGUCCAAGAAAGAUGAUCACAGCUCAGGUGGAGCCAGUGUUUGCCAGAAACUUGUUCAACUAUUACCAGCAGAGCAAUGGCCACUACUCGCAGACUUACCAACACACCCGGGAACAGAACACAUCGGGUCCAAACGCCCUUCUGUCCCAGAGACCCUCACACAUCUAGGAGUGACGCACACAAGCGCAACCUUUAUCACAUCUAUCAAUGACACAAUGUGGGGAGGCCCCUAUUCAAUCACCCCCCACACACACACCAGAUCCCCCAGCACGCCUAUACAUUGCUGAGUCUCUUUACGUGCGCUUUACGAAUAUUUCUGACUGUGUGUGCGAAGGAUGCGGUUUUACGGGCUGGGGGCAUUCUGACAGGAAAUACUACCACAGGUGCACAGGAAGUACGGCCCCUCACAAGAACACAGGGAUAACGCAUUCUGUGAAUAAAUAUGUAUGUCAUAAAAAUGUACCGACAGAAGGUGACACAGUAGUCCAUAGUUGAGAAAGUAUUUGUCAACAGAGCUUGAUACACGUACACAUCCACUAAUUAUGCUUUUUAGCAUCUUGACACUUUUGCCCUCAUAAAUUCACUAUCAUUUCAAAUACUGUGCCACUUGAUGUGAUCAUAUUAUGUGCGGGAUUUUUAUAGAUGGGCAUGAUCAACAAUUCAUCGAAUAACGGGCUGUUGGCCGAUCGUGUUUGAAUUGAUUAUCGAUGAGUCGUGUCUUGAAGCAGUCGAGCCCAAAUGGAGUGCUUGGGGGCGCCGCUGAUUCGGCUAGUUUGUUAAGGACAACAAAGUGAGGUCAGCUGUGAGAAGUCAGGCUACAUCGGCGCUAUGGCGCCGCUCGUCCGGGCACAGGAGAUCAAAACAUUCCCCAAAAAGAUUUUCCCACGUCAUUAAAAAAAAAACAAAAAAAACAGGAUUCAUAUCAAAUAGUUUAUCGCUGAUAUUUCCCGUAGCUGAACUAGUACAUAUACACUCACAGUGUCAUCGUUGUGCUCGUGUACUACCCUUGUUGAGUUGGACUUGACUUUUACAGACGACACGUGUCCGUGGCAAACCUUGGAAAUGAGCAAAACUGUAUUCCCUCGCCGGUUAACGUCGAACAAGGUGGGCGCAACAAACGUCCAAAAGCAAAAGCAAAAUGUCACAAUAAAUGACCUCAUAUUUCGUGUCGUCUGUCGGACAUUUGACUGAAAAAUGUCACUUGACUGAAUCGAGACUAAAGUCACUCUAUGGUCAGCUCAUUUUUCAGCGACUAAAAAAAGAGCGUCGCUUGGAAAUAGUGUCCUGUAACCUGUAAGGAAGCUGCGGCUGUUUCCCUUUAACCCGAAACUAGCGACCUUACAAAUGAGAAGAAAAACUACCUCUGUGGUUUUCUGUGCAGGUUGAGUCAGGGAGGAGCUUUCGGGUUUCCUCUGCAUUAUCGCGCUUACACAACUGCAUUCGAAGCGAGCAGAUCGUUUGUUCCAGAUUCCAACAAGUUCUCUUUAAUCAGUAAUAUGUCAGCAAGUCCCGUUCAAUUCAUAGGUUUCAUGACGUAUUUGUUUUCAUUGGCGCAGAGUUUCAACAGUCAGCGUUGACUUCCCUUUCACUCGAAACCGCCUCACUCUCACAAUGUCUUCAAACGUGUACAAGUGGCCUUCAUUUGCAUGUUGUGUGCGCGUGUGCGUCCUUCCUCUCUGAAUCCUGCUCUUCGUAUUGUACAAUUGAUUUGAUUUUGAAUGGAAAUAGAAAUAGAAAUGAGGAAGAGUAAAGUUGUUUGUUUGUU
This is a messenger RNA of Phyllopteryx taeniolatus (common seadragon), 3216 nucleotides long. It is a transcript of the gene irf4a, whose product is annotated as interferon regulatory factor 4a. Gene Ontology annotation, biological process: regulation of transcription by RNA polymerase II; immune system process. Gene Ontology annotation, cellular component: nucleus. The record is from RefSeq and is a predicted model, not a curated record. Gene Ontology annotation, molecular function: DNA-binding transcription factor activity, RNA polymerase II-specific; protein binding; RNA polymerase II cis-regulatory region sequence-specific DNA binding. Lineage: Eukaryota; Metazoa; Chordata; Actinopteri; Syngnathiformes; Syngnathidae.